AUGGAUCCUUUCAGCAUCACCGUCGGUGCUCUUGGCAUCACGGAAUUUGCUCUUUCCAGCAUCAGUCAUCUUCGUGAUCUUGUUGAUGGCCUUAAAGAAGCGAACGAUGUUAUACAAGAUGUGAUUUUCAACUUAAAUGCGAUACAGCUUUCGCUUUCAGCUCUCAAGAAUCUUCAAUUUUCUGAUAACACAACAUAUACCGAAGCGAAAGAGGAUCUGAAGAAGACCGGUGUCGCUGAAGCUGUGAACAAUUGUGGUCAGGCAUGCGCGGAGUUUUCAAAGAAGCUUGAGCAGUGGACGAAGCAUUCCAGCAGUACGAAGCUUUCCCUCAGGGAUCGACUGACGGUCGGUUUAUGGAACAAAGAAAAAGUCCAGACAUUUAGGACGCAGGUCCAUUCCUGUCAGUCUAUCGUCCACUUUGCUAUCGACAGCGCUAGUUUGAUCAUUUUGGUCCGAUCAGAAAAUUCCUCUAAGACUGCACAGCAGGAGAAAGAGAAGCAACUACGAGUUCUCGAGACUGCUAUCCAGGAGCACAUCCAACUCACAGAGAGAAAGCAAGGCGACGCUUUGCAGCGUAAGAAGGAUCUUGAAUACCCAGAGGACGAAGAUGAGGACGAAGGCGGUGAUGCUCAGCGAACUUUGGCAAUCCAAGAGAUUGACAAGCAAUCACGCCUACUGGAAGCCGACCAAAUCGCCUCCAAGCUUGUUUCCCAAACAAUCUCGAAAUUGUCUACCCGAGAAGUUGGCAACGCAUACAACACGUAUAACACGUCUUUUGGGGGCAGUAAUAGCGGCUUCCAGAUCGCUCACAGCACGGGUACGAUCAAUUGGAAUGGCAGUCGCACCUGA
Molecule: messenger RNA, 849 nt
Organism: Penicillium atrosanguineum
Lineage: Eukaryota; Fungi; Ascomycota; Eurotiomycetes; Eurotiales; Aspergillaceae
Exons: 2
Coding region: 1-849 (282 amino acids)
Source: RefSeq, a predicted model, not a curated record